Messenger RNA from Cyphellophora europaea CBS 101466, 1620 nucleotides. RefSeq lists its product as uncharacterized. Lineage: Eukaryota; Fungi; Ascomycota; Eurotiomycetes; Chaetothyriales; Cyphellophoraceae. The record is from RefSeq and is a predicted model, not a curated record. The coding region runs from base 1 to 1620 and encodes 539 amino acids. The transcript is spliced from 3 exons. Gene Ontology annotation, molecular function: heme binding; iron ion binding; oxidoreductase activity, acting on paired donors, with incorporation or reduction of molecular oxygen.
AUGCCUGUUCAGAUCCCUUUGGCUCCCUACAUGGGGGCCGUGGCCAUCGCAGCGCUUGUCGGUGCAAAAUACACAGGAACCUCAACAGCUGUCGCAGAAUCAUGGUCAUUGAGUAUCGGCAUACUGCUCUAUACCUUCUACUGUAGCUACCUCUAUCCUUUCUACAUCUCUCCACUACGACAUGUACCUACGGUUCCCGGAUUCCCUCUCUGGGGCCAAUUCUUCACUAUCAUCACAACAGAAUGCGGUGUGCCUGCUCGUGAAUGGCAUCAGGAACAUGGUCCUAUCAUUCGAUACUUCUUCCCCUUUGGAUCAGAGAGGCUUUCCAUCGCAGACGACGAUGCUAUCAAACACAUGACGGUCAGAAAUCCAUACAACUAUCCAAAGCCUCAACGAGCCAGACUCUGGAUGAAACCCAUCCUAGGCGAAGGUGUCCUGUUGGCAGAAGGUCACGCUCAUGUUACACAACGGAAAGCGCUUGCGCCUGCCUUUUCUAUCACAUCUAUCCGAUCUCUCAUGCCCAUCUUCUGGGCCAAGAGCCUCCACAUGGCCAACCUUUGGGACAUUGAAAUGGCCAACCAGGGCGUAGCCUCCAAAUGUUUUGAAGUUCUCGAAUGGCUGAACAGGACGACACUCGACAUCAUUGGCAGCGCAGGUCUUGGAACUGAGAUCGAUUCCCUGGGCAACCCCGAUACGUCGCUCCGAGAAGCUUACAAGCGAUGCUUCGACUUUGACCUUCAAGCUCGUGUUCUCAACGGACUAGCGGCGUUCACUCCUCUGAUUCGAUUACUCCCGAUGCGAGCCAACCGAGACAUGCACAACUCUCACAAGCUCAUCCUCGGUCGGGCUUCGGAGAUCAUCAAAGAGAAGCAGGGCGACGCUAAAGCGCAGCGCGAGACCAAGCACAAGGAUAUCAUUGGUCUUAUUGUCAAAGGCAACAGCACUGCAAGCAAAGCCGAUACACUUUCCCAGGAGACCAUGCGUGACCAGGUCAUGACUUUCCUCGGGGCGGGCCAUGAUACCACAGCGACAUCCGUCGCAUGGACCUUGAUGAUGCUCGCAAAGAAUCCCGAGAUACAAUCCAAGCUUCGCACUGAAAUCAGAGAGCACAUGCCCUUCCUCUUCAACCAGUAUGAACGCGAGGAUUCGGACAAGCUGGCCGCACAAGGCGAUGUCGACUUACUCCCCUAUCUCGACGACGUGUGCCGCGAGUCGCUGCGCUACAUUCCAUCUAUUCCCAUGACAGUGCGAACCACCAUCGAUGAUGAUGAACUGGGCGGUUACUUCAUCCCGUCCGGCACGACUAUCUACCUCAUGGCCAACACCAUCAACCGAUUGCCCAUGUAUUGGGGACCGACGGCCGAUAAAUUUGACCCAGACCGGUGGCGCAGUCUCCCAGAGACAUACACCACCAAUGCUUUCAUGACGUUCUUACAAGGUCCCCGUGGCUGCGUCGGCCGCAAGUUUGCCGAGGUCGAAAUGAAGACCAUCCUUUGUUCUCUGCUUAGCAAGUUCAGCUUCGAAAUGGAUACGUCGGUCGAUGAUCCGGAGGACCUCAAGAUGUGGAGACUUGUCCUACGACCGCGAGAUGGUGUCAGCUUGAAAGUCAGCGCUCUUUGA